CGACACGUCCAAAGUCAACGCCAACACAUCCAGCAUGGAAGCCAACCCCAACGCCGUCCACUCGGCCCCAACACACUUGGAGGGCUUGACGCGCGUGUGCUUCAGUCCAGAUGGCAAAACAAUCUACACUGCCGGCGCGGACUGUCUCGUGCGCCUGCACGACGCCGCCGACCCCGAUGCUGAGCCUGGAUUCCACGAUGAACAUAAAGAGGCCGUGACGAGCAUUACGGCUAGUGCGGAAUUGCUGGUUACGGCGUGUCUUGAUGCGGUGGCGCGCGCGUUCCGCGGCAAGGAGCUCGACGGAUACAUCAUGCGCGCGAGCGGCGUGCCCCUCCGCUGGGUGCAGGUCGACGCGAAGGGGUCACGCGUGGCGGUGUGUAGCGACGAAAAUCUUGUCUACAUUGUUGACGUCAAUGACCGCGACAAUUGGCAGAAGAUCCCAACCAACGACGCACCCGCCCGCUCCGCUGCCUGGGAUCCCACCGGCCAGUACCUCGUGCUCGCUGGGUGCGAUGGCAAGCUUAGGGUGUAUGACACCAGCGAGAAGUCGCCAUUCAACAAGCGCAACCUCGAGGGCAUGAUCAAGACGUCGCAGACCGAUGCCCAGACGCAGGUUUACGUCGCCUGGCAUCCAAGCGGUGACUGCUUCGCGGUGCCGACGCGCACGCACGAAAUCGCGCUCAUCGCGCGCGACACGUGGAGCAAGCUUGGAUCAUUCCAUGCUGAUGGGCACAGCGAAGUUGUUGGGGAGCUCGCAUGGUCCCCAAACGGCAAGUACCUUGCGUCGGCGGCCGGCAAGGAGCUGCUUAUCUGGGCAACGGAGGGAAAGCACGUCGUUACGCGCUGUAAUGCCGAGGCCGCAGUUACCGGCCUGGCAUGGGCGCCGAAUGCCAACCUGAUCGCCUUCACAACAGAGAAUGGCUGGUUCAAUCGCUGGUCGGAGCCUGUCGGGCCGGAGUUUGCAUCACCGUUCCUCUCAGACGCGGAUCUGGCGAAGAAGGCGGACAAGCUACUCGACGAUGAUCUGUUUGGCGACGACGCGGUUGUCGACUUUGACGAGGUUGGCGAGGAACUGGGCGACGAUUUGGGCGACGACUGGCUCGUAGACGACGACGGUGCGUUCGCUGAGGACGAUGCGGAAGUCACACGCGGCGGCCGGACCCAAGUCGUAAGCGUCACCAAGGCGCAGCCACCGUUCGUGCCCGGUGCGACCGAGUGGCGCGCCACAAAACGCUACCUGGCCUUCAACAUGAUUGGUGUGGUCGAUGCAACGGACCAAGAAACGCAUAACGUCGUGAACGUGGAGUUCCACGAUAAGAGCGCCCGGCGCGGGUAUCACUUCUCCGAUCACGUCAAGUAUACGAUGGCGAGCCUGGGUGAGCAGGGUAUUGCCUACGCGGCGCCGGCGGGCGACAACAACGCGCUAUCCGUUGUUCAUUACCGCCCGUACGAUUCAUGGGCAAGCAGCGCGGACUGGAGCGUGAACCUAUUGGCGGGUGAGGACGCGCUGUCCGUAGCCAUGGGUGGGCCUGAGAGCGGACUCGGCACCGUAGUCGUGGCCACAAGCAAGGGAUUUGUGCGCUUUUUCACGGCGAGCGGCGUGCAGCGCUACGUUUGGCGUCUUGGCGAAGAGGUGGUUACCCUUGCCGCAGGGCGCGACGCGCUCCUGGUCGUCCACCGUGAGGGUGGAACCAGUCUUGACGGCUGCCAAAACCUACGCUACUCUCUGCUGGAUCUAGAGACGUUCGAUGCCGUGCAGGAGGGCCGCAUUCCGCUCCCUCGCAAUGUGACAUUGGCGUGGGCUGGCUUCUCAGCCGCCGGCGUGCCCGUGAUCUACGACAGUGCAGGCGUACUGAGUGCGCUCGACCGCUUCCGCCGUCCUAACCAGGGGCGUUGGGUGCCGCUCUUCGACGGCGAGGUGGCUCGCGGCGGCAAGCGUGAGACCUACUGGCCCGUUGGGGUCAGCGAGGAGCCGGGCGUGCUCCACGCCAUCAUUCUCAAGGGUGCAGAGUCAGCGCCGUUCUUCCCCCGCCCACUCCUGCAAGAUCUGGACCUUCAAAUGCCCCUCCUUGCAACGGACACGGCGGUCGGCGCACUCGAGGAGAAGAUCGCGCGCGCGUCCAUCCUACUUUCCGCCGAGGGGAGUGACGACCGCGAGGUCCAGAUUGACCAGCACCUCCUCAAGCUCGUGCAGAGUGCAUGCAAGGCGGACUCUCUCGCCCGCGCUCUUGAUGUGGCACGCCUCAUGCACACCUCAAGUUCGUUGGACGCAGCCCGCAGCAUUGCCGACUACUACCGCUUCCCAGGACUGGUGGAGCGCAUCCGGCGCGUCAAGACGGAAAAGGGGCGGGAGAGGGUGAGCUGGAUUGACGCCGAGCCCCAGCAGGAAUAUGUGACGCGCGCCAGGGCAGGACGGGUGCCUGUAAAGGAGUUCGAAGACUUUGCUCCGGCGCGCAAGAGGAGCUUUGCCGGCCGCGAGCAGCCCAAUAGGGCGUCGAGAGCCGAAACGCCAGCCGCGUCCCGGCGCACCGUGAUUCCAGAAACCCCAGGGCCAGAGGAGGAGCAUGAGGAGUCUAUGGAGCCCUUCGACUCCACGGCCGGCAAGACAUUUGACGAGAGCAUUCCGUUCGUGGAGUCCCCAAAGCGCAAGCGUUCCGACGACGAGCCUGAGCCUCUGAAAGCUCGAAGCAACCCGUUCGCAAAGCGCGCAGGCGGCAACCCAUUCGCCAAGGCCGCCGUUGCGCGCCCACUUGACUCGAUCAAGAGCACGUCCUUCUUCGACCGCGUGGACGACAUUGAAGCCAAGGGCCCGCAGCCGCCGAAGAGGAGCAAGAUGGGUAAGGGGACGAAACCCGAGGAGAGGGGGCCAAAGCAGACAACCCUCUUUGGGAUGAGGAAGCCUGCCCAGGUCGCGAAGGACAGCUAUGCCACAGAGGCCACAGAGGAGGAGGAUCCCGAGGCGAGCGACCAGCUCGGGGAAAGGGCUGUGCAGGACUCGAUGGACGAGUUCGAGGAGACGCUGAUGGAUUGAUUGUACAUGUAUGGCAUUGAUGCUGUGAGGG
Messenger RNA from Cutaneotrichosporon oleaginosum, 3062 nucleotides. RefSeq lists its product as uncharacterized. The record is from RefSeq and is a predicted model, not a curated record. Gene Ontology annotation, cellular component: nuclear replication fork. Gene Ontology annotation, molecular function: chromatin binding; protein binding. Gene Ontology annotation, biological process: DNA-templated DNA replication; mitotic cell cycle; DNA repair. NCBI's taxonomy places the organism in Eukaryota, Fungi, Basidiomycota, Tremellomycetes, Trichosporonales, Trichosporonaceae.